This is a messenger RNA of Leguminivora glycinivorella, 3831 nucleotides long. Its product is annotated as E3 ubiquitin-protein ligase RNF8-like. Bases 215 to 2512 code for a protein of 765 amino acids. The record is from RefSeq and is a predicted model, not a curated record. Gene Ontology annotation, molecular function: protein binding; ubiquitin protein ligase activity; zinc ion binding. Lineage: Eukaryota; Metazoa; Arthropoda; Insecta; Lepidoptera; Tortricidae. The transcript is spliced from 11 exons. Gene Ontology annotation, biological process: protein monoubiquitination; DNA damage tolerance.
CUGACAGAUCAGUCGUGGUGAAAUUGGGACAUUCGUAGAGGGCUUAAAUUUUAAUUACAGGUAACCCUAAUUUGAGUUUGACACAUUGUUUGACUUUGUUUUUCGAAUCAAUGCUUUAUACUGGAUUUUCGUAGUUUGUUAUUUUAUAAUAACACAAUAAAUGUGUGUAUCGAUGCAAAUGUGCGUACUGUACACUUUUUAAUGUGUCUUCGAAAUGGAAGAUCAUUUUCCGAUACUAUGUGCCUCAAAACCUUUAAAGCCAGAAUUUGUAAAAUUCCAAAGAAUCGCAAUUACCUCUGAAGAUUUCAAACUUGGUCGUGGUCUUCAAAACUCUGUAGUUAUACCGUUCGUUUGUCUCUCUAGAGAUCAUUGCGUGUUUAAGAAAAUAGACAACAACUGGAUAUUGGAAGACUGCAGUUCCUUUGGCAUUGAAGUAAAUGGAGACAAACUGGGCAAAGGCCAAAAACGCAAACUAAAUAAUCAGGAUGUCAUAAAGCUAGAAUCUUCCAAUGAAUUUGUGUAUAAAUUCGUCAGUAGUAUUGAGCAGUCAACGCCAUGUAAGAGAAGGAAACUAGAAACAGAUGAAAACUGUGAUUUUAUAAAUAAUGUGAAAAAGAAAUUUGAGGAGUCCCAGAGUUGUGAAAUUCAGCAUAUUGAGGAGAAAAUCCAGAAUGCAAAGCACAUGCAGAGUACUAGUAAGAUGUUAAAAGAGCAGCUACAGUUAGAUUUGAGUAGGAAAGAGCAGCAGCUGCACGAUGAAUACGCGGCACAGAUAAAGAAGUUGAAAGGGCAGCAGGAUGAGGUGGAGCAGCAGAAGGCGCUGCUCCUCGAGGAGCGGGACCUGCAGCUGGCGGCCGUUAAAGUGGAAAUGGAGGGGAAAAUUGCGUCCUUAAUGGAACAAAUAUCAAAACAUAAUGAAACUGAGUCAGAGCUCAUUCAAGAAAAUAAUGCUCUCAAAGAGAAGUUAUUAAAAGAGAGGGAUGAGUUCCUGUCCGAGCUGAACCGAGAAAGCUCCUCUAAGCAGGAGAUGCUGGAUAAGCUGGAAGCCAGGAUACGAGAGCAGGAAGAAGUGCGGCUGAAAGAAAAGAAAGAGUUAGAGGAGACGCUGCGGAGAGAGACGGAACAAUUCAGACUUGCUAAAGAAAAGGAAUUAAAAGAAUUAGAAGAACAAAAACUACUUAGAGAAAAGGAGUUAGAAGAACAAUUGAACAGUAUAAAGAGUAACCUUGCAAAACAGAUAGAGUUACAUGAGAAUGAGAAGCGGGAAGCGGAACAACUCCUUAAUCAGCAGAAGGAACAGCUACAGAAACUAACAGAUGAGGAGAAAUCUAAGAUUAAACAAUUAAUAGAGGAGCGUGCUGAAAUCGAAAAGAAACUGGCUUUGGCUGAAGCUGAUGCUGGCAAGUCUAUACAGACACUAGAGGAACACGUGAAGAAACGUGAGAUAGAGCUGUCAGCGCUAGCGGCCGACAGGAUUCAGCAGCAGGCGGAGCAGUCCAGCGAGGUCAUCAGCUCUCUACAGGCGCAGCUCGAAAAGGUCCGAGACCAACUACAAUCAGUAGAAACCGAGAAGAAGUCCCUCCUCGAGAGCCUCACGGUGACCUGCGUGGGCGAGGGCUCCAAGUCUGCCGACGUCGAAGACAUCAUAGAGACAGAACUGCAGUGUUCCAUCUGUUCCGAACUCUUCAUUCAUGCCAUUACCCUGGGCUGCUCGCACAGCUUCUGCAAAUACUGCAUCGACAAGUGGAAGAAGAAUAAGAGAGAAUGUCCUAUAUGCAGGACAGUCAUAACGUCUGAGUGCAAGAGCAUAGUACUGGACUCUCUGAUCGAGCGAAUGAUGCAGACAUCCGAGGAGGCUAAGCAGAAACGGCAAGAGAUCCUCAACGCGAGAGCAGCGGAGGUCAUUCAGAUGACGACUCGUCAACCGGCAGCGAGAGCGACAACGUCGGGGAGGAAUCGUGGCCGGAGGAGAACGACUACGAGAACUACGACGACGAGUACGACUGGGGCCCCGCCGACGACUACGAACACCCCCUCGACGUAUUCUUCGGCCGCGGCGGGCGCUACUUCAGCGACUACCGCGGUCGCUACACGUCCAGCUCCGAUUCCGACAGUGGAUCUGACGUGGAUCCCGACGCCGCCGCCGCCGACGCGGGAGCUGCGCGCCGUGCGCCUGCCGCGGGGGGCGCUGCCCGUGCCGCGGGGGGCGGGGCCGGCGCCGCCGGGGGCCAUCCCGCUGGAGGCGCUGCGGGCGUACUUCCAGCGCCCUCCGACGCAGCCGCUGCCGCAGGUCAUUCAGGUGGUCAGGAUGGCGAACGGGCAGCUGGUGCGAGUGGGCGCCGGCGCCGCCGCUACGUCCCCGGGCUUCCCGGCUCCUACUACGGCGGCUACGGGCGCUGCUACCGCUGCCGCGCGCGCGGCCACUGGGCGCCCGGCUGCCCCGACCGGUAGCCCCGCCCGCCCCGCCUUGCCGCACCCGCCCCGACACCAACCCCCGCCGGCGAACCAGUAGUUGUUUGUUAACGAGCUGUGCGAUGUUCGUAUCUACGGAGUCUGAAAGUGUCCGCUUCAGAUACCGCGCAGACGUAGUGAGAAGUUGCUCACAGCUGCUAAGUCACUAAAAAUAGAAUCUAUAUUUAUUACAUUACAUUAACAAUCUGCACCGAUAGCAUGGUCGCGCGAUAAACGAUAAAACAUCGGGCCGUCCCUAUCGCACUUAGAAAUAGUGCGAUUAGGGACGGCCUGAUGUUUUAUCAUUUAUCGGGCGACCAUGCUUGCCGCCUACCUGGUGUUAACGAAGGAAAAUUAACCUCUUCAUGUAAUACUCAUUUGUCCUAAAACAAACUAGACGUUUACUUGACUUAUAAGGUAUUGAUAUUCUUAGAGGCGAUACAGACGGACUGCUAACUGCAACUUUCAAACAAGUGUAGAGGAAAAGUGCACGCUAACUGCAGUUGAGUCGCAGUACGUAUGUGUCGGCCCUUCAUUAUUUCUGCGCUUAAAUAUUUUAUAGGAACUGUUAAACUGCCCUUAAAUCAAUCUAGAUGAUAGAGGGCACCUGUUAUUAAAUUUGCCACUAUCUAUUACUAUAACUUCGUACGUAUAAUUAUACAGCCCACCGAACCGAACAUACCACGCCUACAAUGUCAGGCGUUUAAUAAGCAUGGUGUUACGAAUAAUGGGAACCUACUGUAAAAAUAAAUUUUAAUGAAUAUUAAUAAAGACUGUGAUAUUGUAAUUUUAACAGCCAUCUAGUAAUAUGCUAGAUCCGUUGGAUUUUUUGUACUUUUAUUUUCAUAUUCGUAGUUGAGUACGUAGGUAUAUCAACUAAAUUUGAACUGUAAAAUUAAUGACAGAUAUUCUUUAAGUGAUGUACAUAUUAGGAAAAAAAUGUUCGAUGGCUUGUGUAGUCAGCAGUGUCGGAAGCAGAGCAUUGUAGACAAGGUUACACGACUUACAACACUUGUCGCUAGAUGUUUCUGAGAAAGUCGCGCCUUUUCUCAUGAUGGGCCGUUUCUUGCACACGUGUGACGAACUUUAUCGCCUAGUAUAUCUCUGGCCUCAUAUUUCCUUGUCAUUACAAAGUGGCAUUACUCAUUACCGCUAAGAGAGUGAGAAUUAUCUACGUAAUGAUUGUAUGAUUCUUAUCAGCGUCCUCUUAAGAUUAUUAUUAAUGAAACUACAUGUUGAUAAAAAUGAUGAACCUUUGAUGUUUGAAUAAUUGAUAAUUACGAGUAUUAUAAAAAUGUGUCAUGAACGUCAGAUAUGUUACAAAAAGAUAUGUUGUUUAAUUUUAAUUUAGUUAUUAUAAUAAUAUUGAUUCAAAAAAUA